Molecule: messenger RNA, 1096 nt
Organism: Lactuca saligna
Lineage: Eukaryota; Viridiplantae; Streptophyta; Magnoliopsida; Asterales; Asteraceae
Source: the annotation of a GenBank genome assembly
AUGGAGUCUUCUAAGCAGCUCACUGCUCUUCUCUUAAUCUCCAUGUUUUUCAUCUCUUCCGCCGCACCAAUUGCUCUCGAUUGUGUACCCUGUGGCGAUAAACCCCCUCACCACCAUAAUAAACCACCCAAAUCCCCCAAACCACCUACCGGUAAACCACCAACCACCCAUCCUCCCGUUGUCAAACCACCAAAAACCCACCCGCCAGUCGUCAAGCCACCAGUUGUAAGACCACCGGUCGUUAAACCACCAAUCACCCUCCCACCGAUCGUCAGACCACCAGUUGUUACCCCACCCAUCGUCAAACCGCCAGUUGUAACCCCACCAAUAACCCUUCCACCAGUUGUAACACCACCAAUCACCCUUCCACCCAUCGUUAAACCACCAAUUACCCUCCCACCAGUAGUGAACCCACCAUCUACAAAGCCAGGAACUCCAUGCCCACCACCACCGUUUGUUCCUGCGCCAGCGGCCACCUGCCCCAUUGACGCACUGAAGCUUGGAGCUUGUGUGGAUCUUUUAGGUGGAUUGAUUCAUAUCGGGUUGGGUGACCCUGUGGUGAACCAAUGUUGCCCAAUUCUUGCUGGGCUAGUGGAGCUUGAGGCUGCCGUAUGCUUAUUUGCUUGUUACUUGUGGCAAGACUCCUCCUCCUGGUUACACUUGUUCUAUUUAAGUUUUCAAGAUCCCAUUUUAGGGGUUGGGUACGUUGAUGAAUCCACUGAUGAAAUUGUUGAGGAUGUCGACUUAUCCAAAAAUCUCUUUGUUUGGAGUGAUUAAGUAACUUUUCGAUUGUUUUGAUUGAUGUUUAAUGUAAGUUGGAGAUCAUUUUUUUUGUUUGAAAGAUGAUUAGUUAUUGUUUAAUGCAUGGUUUGUUGUGUUGAUGUAAGGAAUUAAAAGCAGUAAUUAAUCAAGGCAUUGAAUGUUUUUACUUAUUAUUUCUCUUCUUUUUGCAAAAAGGCUUCUAGUCCACUGGUAUGCAAAAGGCUUCUAGUCCACUGGUGUUAAGAGUUAAGACGUUUGCCCUCUCUAUUUGUGGUCAAAGGUUCAAUACGGGUUUGAGAUAUAUGUGUCAUGUGGAAUUAAGAGUAAUUUUGGG